AUGUUUCGCACCCAGGGCACGCUCCCCUCUCUCGGAAGCUGGGCCGCACACGGCGGCGGCCAGCCUCUGUCAGACGCGAACGAAUUACACGCCAUGCCGUUUCGUCAGCACUCACGUACCUUUGACAAAACGAGGGUGUCGAACUUCAAACUCCGCGAAAGACGGCAGAUCGGCUACUGUUCUUCGUACUUGCGGAGCUCAAGCUACGACUCAUCGAUCAUAUGGACAACGACACCCUUUCUCUCAACGAUCAAGUCCGAGGUUCGAGAUGCUCUUCAUCCCAAAGCCUGCCUUGCUAGAGGAGUUGGGAUGACGGGCGCAAGAGACGCCUCGAUUCAUCGAGAAGGGGUGUGGCAUCCAGUACCGGGCGAGAGGUGUCCUAUCAAUCAAGGUCAACUAGCAGCUACGCGGCCGCGAGUAGGCACAAGCAACAACGUUGCUCUUGGGCGAAUGGGCACACUCUACUAUCGACCUAGGGCUGAUGGCAAAUUUGGAGCUGUCGAUUCCCCAAACUUUCGGCUAGAUGCUGGUGGAAGCUGCUCCAGCGCAUUGCGAAAGCUUGGUUCGAGAGUGACAGCCCACUCACACAUUAUCAAAGUUGAUUUUGGACGAAGAGCCCUCGCAAUCGUCCUCGACGUCGCCGGGGCCCUGCUCGCUUAUUCUGCCCCGUCUCAUCUCGUCCUCCUCCGGCCUCUUCCAGACCCCACCCCGGCCCCCGGUCUCUCUUCGAAGCCUUACCUACCGGAGCGAUUCCACGUGGAACUUGCGGGUCCCUCCUCCUCGAUCAUUGCGACUUCUGUCCUUUGGACGUCCAAUAUCUCUAUCCCCACUGGCUCAUCGUACUUCGUGUCCAGAGACGUAGGCAUCCGUCACAAUGACCUCCAAUUGGCCCUCCCGAGAUCGUUCUCGGCGGCGCCCCGGGGAUUACCCACCCUCCUCCGGGCUUCACCGAUCCGUGCUAUGCUUUGCUGCGCGUCCAGCAUUUUCUGCCUUCUCCCUUUUACCAACAUCCCGGUCUCGAAGGUAGUCUUGCCAACCGCCUCAGCUCGUCGCUGCCCCCCUGCCAACUCCCGUCCCCGUCUACUUUGCGGCUGCUGUAUUGCCGUUGCCACACACCCCAGCCGUACCUUGACCCGGUGUCGUGGACUCCUCGCACUCCCUUCCCGUAGUCUGCCGCCCCUCUUGCGGGUACGGCCUGAUGGGGCCCAUGGAGGAGGUAGAUGGGGGGUGUUCCGCCCCUCCUGCGUCACGACGCGGAAGCCACGGGCGACUGACCGCGUCUUGGGUUGCUUUCGAUUCUGCCCUACUCGUUACGUGAGGCUGUUUAGGAUCCCCCUUGAAAGUGGGUGCUCCCAACUUUUGGUACGAACGCUUCCCAUGUCCAAGUACAGACAGGCAAUAUCACAUAGACUUACACUUACACCCUGUUCACAAUACUGCCAUUACCUCCCCCACAAGCCUUUGAUACUCCACACCCGCUUUCCCUUCAGACAUUUCCUUGAUCUAUACCAAGAUGUCAAAACCGUUGGCGGGCUCUUCUGA
This is a messenger RNA of Colletotrichum lupini, 1542 nucleotides long. RefSeq lists its product as uncharacterized. Bases 1 to 1542 code for a protein of 513 amino acids. The record is from RefSeq and is a predicted model, not a curated record. The transcript has 10 exons. NCBI's taxonomy places the organism in Eukaryota, Fungi, Ascomycota, Sordariomycetes, Glomerellales, Glomerellaceae.